This is a messenger RNA of Symbiodinium natans, 5640 nucleotides long. Lineage: Eukaryota; Dinophyceae; Suessiales; Symbiodiniaceae. The record is from the annotation of a GenBank genome assembly.
AUGCCGGGGUUCGUGCUGUACUUGUUCAGCACCACUCGUGUUGGCAGAUCGCACAGAGACGUGCGAAUACAUGGGGCCAUUGUGACAGAUGGUUGCGAGUUGCUUUCCGAGGAAGCUUGCCGAAGUGGUGCUUGGCUAGAUUCCUGGCUGCAGCACGAUUUCAGUGAUGCACAGUCGAGUAAGACUCCGCGGCAGACCAAAACGGAGUAUGUGCAGUGGAAUGUUUUGUCUGCGUGCACGUUCAAUGAGCAGUUGACUCUGCUGGUGCAACACUUCAAAGGAAAUCAAAUUCAGCCCUUUUGCACACUGAGCCUGCUCGGCCAAACGUUGUUCCGCGAAGCCGAGUUGCGUGCUGUGGGAGACAGUGACCAGACACUGUUCACAGCCCAGCUUCGGAAGCAGGGGCGCCUGGUGCGAAUGCCGAGGGCCUAUUUAACCACGGUCUUUCGCAAAGAAAUUGUGAGGCAUGUCAUCAGUCCUGCUUCCCUGAGCCGUUCUCUGCACGUGGAGCCUGUUGCCCCCCAGGCGGCCGGGCUUGGUCCUGGCGCAGGCCAGGUUCCCGCCCUUGCCGCUGUGGGGGGCCCAGGCGGUGCUGAGCCGGCUGAGUCAGCCGAGCCUGGCCCUGAGCCACCUGCGCCCGUAGAGCAAGUUGAGCAACUUCCGGGUAGGACCAGCCUGCAAGAGAUCCUGCUUGCUCAGCUGGGGUACAGGCUGUCCAGCACGGAGGACAUGGAUGAGAUCCUCCAGUUGUCUCGCAGAAUUCUGUUCGCGGAGAUGGAUGACAUACCCGAAGCAAAGGUAGCAACGCCGCACAAAGCCACCCUGCGUCGAUUCCAGCUGCGACUUGACAUGCUGCAUAGUCUGUCGCAGCGGUUCGUCAACGAGCCAGGGUGUAGCAGUGUGCGGCGUGCCAGGUACCUGUCGGCAGAUGCAUCGCCGCAGGGAGGGCACGACUACCUGUGCAUCCUGGAGGAGAUUGCGUCGCGCCCCAGCAGCUGGGUGCCGGAUGCUGAGGAAGGGCAGUUUAAUCCCUUCAAGGGCUUCGAUCAUUGCGUGCGUGCCUUGCCCUGCCAGACACUGGCACGAGGCCAGACGAAGGUGCCCAUGAAAGUGGCCUGCCUGUUGAAUUCCAUCCUGAUGGAACACGGCGUGGACAAGUUGCAGCACUACCGGCAGGAAGUCCGGGGCUGGGUGUCUGACCAAGGCACGGAGCGGGCCAUCUCCAAGUAUCCCCUAAGAGAUGGCCUUGCUGUGCUCGGGAAGCCGCUGCGCCUGGACAUGGAAGGACAUGACUUGCCCGCAGACGUUGUGGGUCGCGGGGGUGAGGCCUCGCGGCCCUUCUUUCACUCGUCCCUGGACGUUUCUGGCCUGAUGCACGUAGUCUACAAUGCCCUGGAAGCAGCUGUGACCGGACAGAGGCACUGGCCAAAGUUCCAGAAACAGUUGCGGGCAAUUUGCAAGCUGUGCGGAGAAAAGAGCUACCAAGAGGUGGUGGCCAACCAAAUGCUCCGCGCAGCAGGUGCAUCGGCCCUUGACAUCCAGACGUUGUGUGCCUUCAAUGCCAAGCAUCUGGACUGGCGCUGGGAGACCUUGGAGACAGUUUUGGCUCAGUGGUCCCCUCUGAGACCGGUGCUGCAGCAGUAUUUCAAGGCGGACAUGCUUGAGGCCACAGAUUCCGGCUUGGCGCUUUUGGUGUCCCAAGCUCUGCAGAGCCCGUGGCACGGACUCAUGCUUGAAUGGUUGCGUGACCUGACAGAGGCAGUGGGCAAGGAAACACGAUGGAUGGAAGGCAAGCGGUUGCCAUCCUUUGCUUUGGGCCACCGUGAAGCCAUGACGCGUUCUCUGGACCUCGCCGGCAGCAGUGAGUACCACAGAGCGUUGCUGAAUGCAAGGCCGGAAGAUGCGGCGGCAAUUGCAGACAUGGAUGUGGUGGUUAAACGGGCACUCGCCCACGCCCUUCACGACAAGCUUGCUUAUUUGGAGGCCUUGCCUUACAAGCUCGCGGGUGCUUUUGGUGAGUACUGUGGCUCUUCCUUGCAGAGAGCCAAGAAGUGUGUGCGGGAAUGUCUGCAAGAGUUCGAAGAGGCUGGCCGGGCAGAACUGCACCCCACCACAUUGGAGUUGUUGACGGGAAGAAGCCCAGUGGGGCAACAGCUACGUGCUUUUGCGAAGGACCCCGAGCGGUCACUCCACAAGUACCCCGAUGCUUUUGUGGCCAUCCAGGAAUUGAGCCUGGUGCCACUGGUCGAGCGACGAAUCGAGGGGGAGCACGCGCAGGUUAAGCUUGCGGCCCAGCGUGGCUUCAGAUGGGCCGGGCCGGCCAUGGUUUGUGCGCGGAAGCGCAGACAUCAGGUGCUGGCUAUGCUGGAGAAUCCCUCGCUGCUGCAAUGGGUCUGUCAAAACUGGAGGUCCCGGGACAUUUUCCAGAGAGUUCUGGCCCACAAGUGCCUGCCGACAACGGUCAAUCUCAUGGGCCGGUCCGAGAGAUAUGCUCGCGUGUAUGGGUACGCGGUGGAUGACCACUUCAGAGAUGUUGAGAAGAUGCAGCAGGCAGCCCGCGGCCGGGCUGCCGAGCUGAAGGCUUUACACCCUCCUCCGCAAGCAGCCUCCCACGACAGCAAGCAGAUUGUAGGGUUCUUGAAGGCGCAUGACAGGCUGUGCCCAGCUUUCCGCGCCGCAGGCUGCGGAGGCUGUUUGAGCGCCAACGGGCUAACUGGCAUCGGCGCUCGCCGAGACUGCAAAGAUGGGGUGGAUGGCCAGGCUUUCCAGGGGUGGGCGAGUGUGGCUUGCAUGCGGGCCCACAUUGACUGCCAUCUGGCUGGCACUUUGCAAGGGGAGGUGCCGGCUGAGUGGAUGCAGGCCCAGAGGCGACAACGAUGUCGCGUCUGUGGGCUCAGUGUUUCCGUCCGGCACGGGAUCCACCCGACUUGCCACCCCGCAGCUCGCGCUGCGGCGGGCGAUCAGCCCGACCAAGCCGGGGCCCCUGGCUUGCCGACGCUGGCAGACAUACAGGCAGGUGGUACUCGUACUCUCCGGCACGUCCCACCCGCAGCCAGGUUCCUUUGGGGGCGGGUGUUUACCAGGGCCUUGGCGGAGGUUGUGGAGCACAACAACCUCCGUGCGUGGAGCGAGCUUCUCAUGCUGCCGCAGUGUGUGCUGGGGGCACCCGCUCGAGGUGGACGACGCCAUCGCAAAGCCAUUGCUGCUUACACGCUGGACAGGCUGCAGCGUUGGCUCGAUGGAGAGCGCUCGGGUCUCUGGCAUGACAAGCAUGAGCUGCCUGGGCCUCGAGCCCGCAGCCUCACACCGGAGCAAAAGCGCGAGUUUGCUGUUGCCCUUGCCAGGGAGGGGUUCCACAAGAAGGCUUGCAACGCAUUGCUCUCGUCCGGCCUGUGCCCUGACAACGCGGAAACCGCGAAUGCUCUCCGGGCACUGCACCCUGCUCAGCCCGCUCCCGAGGUUAACUUCGAUGGCUUACCCCUGGCCGCUGAAGUGGUGCCGGACGUGGUCGCUAAAGCCUUACGGCAACUACCUGCUGACACGGCCCCUGGCCCUUGCGGUUUGAGAGUUCAACACAUUCGCGAAGCUGGGCCUCCUGGCGCUAGUCUUGGCAUGCUGGAGCACCUUGCUGCUACUGUCGGCUUGCUCUCACAGGGCCGUGCCUGCCCACAAGUUGCGCCGGUGCUCGCCGGAGCCUCGCUGGUUGCUCUGCCUAAGCCGGGAGGGGGCGUUCGGCCCAUAGCUGUGGGGGAGAUACUGCGCCGGCUGACCAGCAAGUGCCUCAUGAUGAUGGUGCGGGAUGACGCCCGCCAGUACUUUGCUCCGGUGCAACUUGGAGUCGGGGUCCCUUCUGGAGCUGAAGCCGCCGUCCACACUGUCCGCGCCUGGCUCCAGCGCCAUCAUGCUACGGCUGGCCACGUUAUGGUCAAGCUGGACUUUACCAACGCGUUCAAUAAUGUUGAUCGCAGGGCCGUCUUGGAAGCCGUUGCAGCCGCAUUCCCAGGCCUGGCACGCUGGACUGCUUGGUGCUACGGCCAGCCGGCACAGCUGCGUUUCGGGGCAUCAACCACGUUGCAGUCCGCUGGCGGCGUGCAACAAGGUGACCCUCUGGGCCCACUGUUGUUCGCGACCGCUUUGCAUCAAUUGGCGCAGGAGCUGCGGACUGGGCUUGCACUGACCAUCUUCUAUCUUGACGAUGGGAUCAUUGCGGGGGAUAUGGUCAUCGCUGUUGGCGACCUUGACCCAGAUACCCUGGGUCGGCACCUUCCUGCUCAGCUCUUGCAGGCCCCUGAUGGCUCGUCUAAAGUGCGUUGGAACUUUGAGCUUUUGGGGGCUGCGGUCGGCACCGAGGCCUUCGUUGCUGAGCACACUGCGGGCAGAGUUCAGAAAGCCGCGCCGCUCCUUGAAGCCUUGGCCGAGGUUGAGGACGCGCAGGUUGCCCUGCGACUGCUCAAACAUUGUGCUGGCCACUGUCGCUUGGUGCAUGGCUCCAGGUGUACCCCGCCACCUGGUCAGCUGGAGGCCCUCCGGCUCUUCGAUGACAUGGUGCGCAACUGCUUUUCCAGCUUCACUGGCCUGCAUUUAAACGGCUGGCAGUGGCAGCAGGCUGCUCGGGGCUUAGCGCAUGCCGGACUUGGCGUUCGAUCCGCUGCCGCGGACGCUUCGGCUGCUUACCUGGCCUCAGUUGGGGGCUGCCUUGACACCUGCCGUGCCAUUGACCCUGAAUAUGCGCAGGCGGGUUUGGCUGUCGACCCAGCUGUGGUGCAGGCGGCGGCUGACCUUGGCGAGCCUGUGGCCCCGCACUUGGCGCUUGGCAUGCGACAAAAGUCGCUUACUGCUGCCGCUGAUGUGGCCUCCUGGCGCACACAGCUUGCUGGGGCCAGUGCGACUGCUCGGGCUCUUCUGCAAUCCGAAGCCCAGCCUGGUGCGCGGGCGUUCCUUGCAGCAGUUCCCCGCGGAGCCAAGCGGAUGGAAACGGCCACCUUUGUUGCGGAGAUCCGUCAGCGCUUGCUGGUUCCGGACGCCCGGGAGGACACGUGGUGUCCACGAUGUGAUGGGGUCCUUGACAGCCUGUCUCUACACGCGGGCACAUGCGUUGCUGGCGGAGAGAGGGUGCUUCGCCACAACGCUGUCCGAGACGUGCUCUGCCGUUGGGCGGACCAGGCAGGACUUCAACCUGAAAAGGAGCGACCUGGGUUGCUGCUUCCGCAGCAGCCGGGCGACUUGGGCGCGCUGGGCCGACGCCCCGCGGACGUCUACCUUCCCAGUUUGUUUGGUGCUCCGGCUGCGCUUGACAUCGCCAUUACGGCGCCUCAGCGGCCGGAGACACUUGCGCUUGCUGGUCAGGAGGCGUUGGCAACUGCCGCGGCCUACAGACAGGUAAAGAUGGACCACCUGCAGACCGCCCAGCUCUGCUCGGCGCAAGGGGUCCGCUUUGUCCCUAUGGUGCUGGAAGCCACGGGAGCUUGGGAAACUUCGGCCGCAAAGAUCCUCCUCCACAUCUCGCGGGCGGUAGCCACGCGUACACAGACGGAGCCAGCGGUCGCACAUGCCGAGCUAUUGCAGGAACUCUGCGUGGCGGUAAGGGUGCACCGGGCUCGGGCGAUUUUGCGCCGCCGUGCUGAGCUGGCGGCGGAGUAG